Messenger RNA from Cantharellus anzutake, 558 nucleotides. RefSeq lists its product as uncharacterized. Bases 31 to 255 code for a protein of 74 amino acids. The transcript has 2 exons. The record is from RefSeq and is a predicted model, not a curated record. Lineage: Eukaryota; Fungi; Basidiomycota; Agaricomycetes; Cantharellales; Hydnaceae.
UUUAAAUUUAAUGGAGGCACGAGAUUAAAUAUGACUUGUGUGCACCGGCCUCAGCGCCUCAGUUUUCUUCUGGGUAUCCACCGUGCCCCUUUGCUAGGUCAAGUCCUCGUCUGUACGCAAUAUUCAUUGCUUUAUGCCUUUAGACUGUUCAUCCGCAAUGUUCAGUUUUUCUUAGUUGUCUGGUAUGCAAUUGUGUCCAUGUUUCUGAUACUCUGCUGCUUGAUCGUUCUGGUUAGGGUGGUUGGUUCAUGUUGAAUAUUCGGUCUUGCAUUGGAUAAGGCAGUUAGCCUUGGUUACCCUUUGCAAGUUGGAUCCCGGAUGUUUACGGUGUCUUUCAUUUUUCGGCUCAUGCCUUGUUUCUUGUAACUUCACUUCUUCUCUUUUGUUGGCGCUUCUUGCUGCUACUCUCUGUCUGUCUUCAUCGUUACCCUCCACCUGCCCCAUCGCCUCCUUUUUUUUGGGGGGGGGUUUUUGUAUCUACCGGCUCGCUUCAAAUCAAGAGGCUUCGACAUCUUGUCGGGGCCAUUGCCAUGCUAUAUGCCUUCGCCCAUGCACAAG